Messenger RNA from Hemibagrus wyckioides, 4000 nucleotides. It is a transcript of the gene porb, whose product is annotated as P450 (cytochrome) oxidoreductase b. Gene Ontology annotation, molecular function: FMN binding; NADPH-hemoprotein reductase activity; flavin adenine dinucleotide binding. The transcript is spliced from 15 exons. Gene Ontology annotation, cellular component: cytosol. NCBI's taxonomy places the organism in Eukaryota, Metazoa, Chordata, Actinopteri, Siluriformes, Bagridae. Gene Ontology annotation, biological process: response to hormone. Bases 853 to 2757 code for a protein of 634 amino acids. The record is from RefSeq and is a predicted model, not a curated record.
AUGGCAGUCCAUGUCGUCCAAUAGGAGGAAAGCUAAUGUGAGCGAGGGCUGGGCCUGGAAGCCUGGGGCAUUCAGUCAUUCUUCCUCUCGCAAAAAAAAAGCAGUAACAUUGUCUUACAACUGUUGCCAGGGUUACAGAAAUGUAGGCUUUGUGCUUUUUUUGGUUUUGAACGCCUCAUUCCAUGCAAAACAGAAGACAGGAGCUGGCCUGAUUUUGAGUUUCAGUGUUUGAGCGCAGCUCUUGUUAUUUGAGAUUUCAUUAAGCAGUCUAGGUUCCUUUCCCGGCAUUACAGCCAUUGUGGUUGCCAGAUGUUGUGCACACGUGCAUGUGUGUGCGUGAGUAUGGAAAACACGGAGCCUGCUCCUUCCUGCUCCAGCUCCUUUUCCUUCAGCCUCUUCAGUGACGCAGGAAAUGAGCAUUGAGCGCUCACUCGCUUCCUCCAUGGCCGUUAAGACUGUGGAGCUCUUUUUUUGUCAAAAGCCUUAGCUAGUCUUUAUUUCUGGAUUUUUUUUCAUGACAUCAUCGCCAUUGUGGAAUACUGGGAUAAUUCCUUUGAGAGUAUAUUCUUGCCUGACUUUUUUUUUGGACCCUCUACUGGAAAAAUCCAAGCUCAGAUUGCAGCUGCUAUGCCACUGUUCUCCAUCUCCUAUCUUCAGGACUCAGCUUCGUUGUCUUUUAGUUCUUCUGCGUACUUUUAGAAGAGAUUUUCUUUUAUUGUUCUGCCUGUCAGCAUGAGGAAACUGACCCAUCCAACAUUUGUCAGCUUUUAUCUUAGGGAAACUUCAGUUCCCUUUUGAGUUGUUGUUCUUGUUGGGGUUUCUCGCGUGGACUUUUUGAGGCACACUGAGACUAUGGGUUGCGUCUUUAGCUUACCUGAGGAACGACUGGCUGCCGCUAACAGGCCAGCGGCUGCCAGGGAAACCAGUUUCAUUGAAAAAAUGAAGAAAACAGGCAAGAACAUAGUGGUGUUUUACGGCUCACAAACUGGCACUGCUGAAGAAUUUGCCAACAGGCUCUCUAAAGAUGCCCACCGUUACGGCAUGAAGGGCAUGGCAGCAGAUCCAGAGGAAUAUGAUAUGAAUGAGCUUUCUCGUUUAAAAGAAAUCGACAACUCUUUGGCUAUUUUUUGCAUGGCCACAUACGGAGAAGGAGACCCUACCGAUAAUGCCCAGGACUUCUAUGACUUACUACAAGAGGGAGAUCUUGACCUGGACGGAGUUAAUUUCGCGGUGUUUGCACUUGGCAAUAAAACAUAUGAGCAUUACAACGCCAUGGGCAAGUAUGUGGACAAGAGGUUAUCCGAACUCGGUGCCAAGAGGAUCUUUGACCUUGGCAUGGGAGACGACGAUGGCAACCUUGAGGAGGACUUUGUGUCAUGGAGAGAACAGUUCUGGCCAGCUGUGUGUGAACACUUCGGAGUCGAGCCCACUGGCGAAGAGUCCAGCAUCCGCCAGUAUGAGCUGAAGGUCCACGAGGACUUGAACAUGAAUAAGGUCUAUACCGGUGAACUGGGACGCUUGAAGAGCUUUGAGAACCAGAAACCGCCAUUUGAUGCUAAGAAUCCAUUCCUCGCUCCCGUCACUGUUAACCGCAAACUCAACAAAGGAGGUGACCGACACUUGAUGCACUUGGAGCUGGACAUCACCGGGUCUAAGAUCAGGUAUGAGUCAGGAGACCACGUGGCUGUAUAUCCCACCAAUGACUCCAGCAUUGUGAACAGACUGGGAGAAGUCCUCGGAGUAGACCUUGAUAUUAUUAUCUCACUGAACAACCUUGACGAGGAGUCCAAUAAGAAACACCCAUUCCCAUGCCCCACCACAUACCGUACAGCUUUAACACAUUACCUGGACAUCACCAACCCACCACGCACCAACGUUCUCUAUGAGCUGGCCCAGUACGCCUCCGACCCCAAAGACCAGGAGAACAUGCGCAAGAUGGCGUCCUCUUCACCUGAGGGCAAGGCACUGUACCAGAGCUGGGUUUUGGAUGCAUGUCGGAAUAUUUUGGCCAUCCUGGAAGACCUGCCAUCCCUGCAGCCACCUAUUGACCACCUGUGUGAGCUCCUCCCCCGUCUGCAGGCUCGCUACUACUCCAUUGCAUCUUCAUCCAAGGUUCACCCCAACAGCAUCCACAUCUGCGCUGUAGUGGUAGAGUACAAGACUAAGACAAACCGCAUCAACAAGGGUGUCGCUACCAACUGGCUUAAAGCCAAACAGCCUACUGACAACGGACACAAAGCCACCGUGCCAAUGUACAUCCGCAAGUCCCAAUUCCGGCUGCCAUUCAAGGCCAGCAACCCAGUCAUCAUGAUUGGUCCCGGCACAGGCAUUGCACCAUUCAUGGGCUUCAUUCAGGAGCGUGCCUGGCUUAAAGAGCAAGGUAAGGAUGUGGGUGAGACAGUUUUGUACUUCGGCUGCCGUCAUAAAGCCGAAGACUUCUUGUACCAGGAGGAGCUGGAAGUGUUUGAGAAGGCGAAAGCACUGACGCGGCUCAAUGUGGCCUUCUCAAGGGACCAGGAGCACAAGAUAUAUGUGCAGCACCUCCUAAAAAAGAACAAGGAAGAUGUCUGGAGGCAGAUACAUGCGGAAAAUGCUCACAUUUACAUCUGCGGAGAUGCACGUAACAUGGCGAGGGACGUACAGACCAUCUUCUACGAGAUAGCCGAGGAACUCGGCGGCAUGACGCGCACCCAGGCUACAGAUUACAUCAAGAAACUGAUGACCAAGGGACGCUACUCGCAGGACGUCUGGAGUUAAAAAAACAAAUCUCUCCCUGACCUCUUCACAUGCCCUUUGAAUUCGUAGUGUUUUGCAGGACUGCUUUCAACCGAAUUUUCUUGAACUUGGUAAAGGAAACACAGGCACACAGACAUUUAACCCUCCGAAUGAAGUUCCUAGCAGGUGCUCACCUUUUGACUCUACAGAUUUACUCAGUGUACAUAGGUUUUAAUUUCAUACUGUGUGUUGUAAAACUCAGAUAUUCAGUUGUCACUCAUGUAAUAGGCUUUCUGUAACGUAAGCAAUGCAGUACACAUACUAUGUUCUUAUUUUAUUGUAGUGUUAAAGGAGAGCUACUGACGGUAGUCUUCAAUCUUAUGCAUAGACUUUGUUUGAAAUCAAGAAAUUACUAAUUGGCAGUAGAAACUAACUUAAGUGGCCUGUUAUCGCCCUUAAUCAUCAGAUUAAAGCAUCAGACUGCUUUAAUAACUGUAGAAGUAGUAGUGAUGAUGAUGAUGAAGGCCCAGUUAGUUAAAUCUAUGCAACUUGUACUGUAGCCUACAUGCAGACAAAUGUUAUGCUUUACAUAGUCAACUGUAUAAGAAUUAAUACAGGCCAUCAGAUAAUGUAGAAUACUCUUUAGUUUUUAUUAAUAAAAUCACUUAUUUUGGAUUUAUUUUUCUGUUAGUUUUUCUAACACAUAGGUAAACCAUGUCGGAGAAUGUGAUUUUUAAGUUCUGUUAUCCUUAUUUUACAUUAUAUUUCAACUUUGAUCUGAAUGUUUUUUACCUGCCUCGAUUUUUCCUCUUUUUUCUUCUUUUCAAUUUCGAUCAUGUGGCAUUACACCGUGAAAAUGUGUAUCAUGUCCGUUGUGUGUGAAUGAGAACGUGUACGGUUAUACGUAGGACCUUUCCAGAUAGAGUUUUAAUAUAAUCAAUGAAAAAAAAGCUUUCCCCUUAUUGCUUGAGAAGUUGUCAGAGCUUUUCUUAACCUGAUUUGUAAACAUCCACUAAAGGGACUGUCUGUGUUUGUUUACUAGUCAAUAUGUGCCUUAUGGAAAGCAUUGCCUUGUCAUUAUAAAUGAAAUUUGUGAAAUUUUGCAGCUCGACAUUGCUUAUGAUGGAUGCAUUAUUUUGGAAGAGAAUAUGUUGAUGUAAAUGCGUACAAGUUGCUGUUACUUAUUUUUGUCAGCAUCAUACAGUUUUAUAUGCAAUUAAUGUUUCCUAUAGUACUGCUAUCUAAGCAUGUCUUUUUAGUUUAAUAAAAUUGAGAUUUAAUUUCA